GGGGCGGCGGCGGAGCGCGGGCUGGGAGGCCCAGGAUGGCGGAGAGACCGGAGGACCUGAACCUGCCCAACGCCGUCAUCACCCGCAUCAUCAAGGAGGCGCUUCCUGAUGGAGUCAAUAUUUCCAAAGAAGCCCGGAGCGCGAUCUCCCGAGCAGCGAGCGUGUUUGUGCUCUAUGCAACAUCAUGUGCAAAUAACUUUGCCAUGAAGGGGAAGAGGAAAACCCUGAAUGCUGGGGACGUGCUCUCUGCCAUGGAGGAGAUGGAGUUCCAGAGAUUCGUGGCCCCUCUGAAGGAAUCCCUGGAAGUUUACAGGCGGGAGCAGAAAGGGAAGAAAGAGGCCAGGAAAGAUAAAGACAAGAAGGCAGACUCGGAGGAGCAAGAUAAGAGCCGAGAGGAGGACAAUGAUGAUGAUGAUGAAAGGAUGGAGGAGGAAGAACCAAAUGAUGAGGAAGAGGUGGACAACUGAGCUGGCUCGUGGGCAGGGGCUGGGGUGUGCUCAGAGGGAUGUAAAGGCUGUAAAUCGACCUUGCUGCAUCCCCUGGAGUGUCCUUUAGAGCUUUGCACUGCCCCUCUGUGGCCUGUCCCUUUUGGCUGGAAUUUGUACAUAAAGGACUGUGCUGAAGCUUUUCCCUGGCACGGUGGCUCCUCCCUGUGCCUGCUGGGCUUUGGCUCUCCCCAGGCUAUGGGCAGGCACUUCCUGGGCUUUUGAUGCUGGGCUGGCUCUGAAAGAGAGGAAAAAAGCACUGGUGGGUGCUCAGUGCAGAAACUGGCCAGGAGAACAUGAGAAUCUUGAAGAUGAGGGGCUGAAUCCAUUCACAGAUCACUUCUGGGGUGUAGAAUGUAGGUGAUGAUGUCCAGAGGCUUGGGAGCUGCACAUUGAAGCUUUUGAUCCAGUUGAGUUGUUUCCCUUUGUUUCCUUGCAUCCUGGCUGUGCCUCCUCUGCCUGCUGUGCUGUGACAGUGACACUGUGUCCUCCAGCCUCAGGGUGGCUGCACAGGGACCACGAGUUCACUCACUGACUCACCCAAACGAACCCAAAUCUGAAAAACACGGGGUAAACUGUGCAGUGACAGUGCAUUGAGAGACAAAGAGGAGAUGAUUCAAAAUGUGGAGCACAAGGAGGGCUCAGAUGAGGAGCAGGGCUGAAAACAGGUGGCUUUGUGCCAUGCUGGGGGUGUGACAGCUCAGUGCCACACUGGGGUCUGGUGGUCUCACCUGCAGCAAGCUGAGAUGUGCUAGAGCAGAGUGGGGAAUUGUGGUUGUCUUUUCCCCUUUUCCCAGCUGGGAUGGGCUAAUUCCAUCCCAGGGGUGCCUCAGGGAGGGCAGCAGGGCAGGGGCUGUGUGCCCACCCAGGGGCCCUUGUGGCUUCACAAAAGGCCCCUGCAGGAAGGAAGGGUUGAGAGAAGCUCUUGGUGUCCCUUGUGCUGGUGUAGGUUUGUGCUUUUCCACUUGAACUCUUAGUUCUGAUGCCUUUUCUCCCUCAGGAAGUUUUAGAUACAUUUAAAACCCCCAGGUUUUGAUGAUGUGCAGUUUUGAAAUAGCACUUGUGAGGAAUCCUGGAUCCUUUCCACCAAAAAGUGGUGGCAGCUGCCCACAAGAACCACCCUGCCCUCCUGCUUUUCUGGCUUGCUGGAUUUUGACACGCACACAAGCCCAGCUUCUGAAAAGAACUGAACCAACACAGAUUUUCUGCUGUCUAGUUUCUGCUGGCAUCCAGUCAGGCUGUUCAAAGCCUGAGCUGAUGAUGUGUUCCCCACAUUUCUGAUAAACACCCACCUUCCAGCUCUUUUCCUCUCUUUUUUUUUUUUUUGUUUUUCUCUUCAGCACAUAUCUGGGGUGCAUAUUCUGGAAGGGAAUGAGAUCUAAAUAAAACCAGCUUUUUUUU
Melospiza georgiana is the source of this 1886-nucleotide messenger RNA. It is a transcript of the gene POLE3, whose product is annotated as DNA polymerase epsilon 3, accessory subunit. NCBI's taxonomy places the organism in Eukaryota, Metazoa, Chordata, Aves, Passeriformes, Passerellidae. Gene Ontology annotation, cellular component: CHRAC; epsilon DNA polymerase complex. The transcript is spliced from 5 exons. Gene Ontology annotation, molecular function: protein heterodimerization activity; chromatin DNA binding. Gene Ontology annotation, biological process: heterochromatin formation; leading strand elongation; DNA damage response. The record is from RefSeq and is a predicted model, not a curated record. Bases 36 to 467 code for a protein of 143 amino acids.